CAAAACCACCGCCUCCUCUAAGGAACUGUCACUUAAAAAUCCUCAUCCAACUCAAUACCAAUUUUUUAAAUUUCAAAUAAUAAUGUAAAUUGAAUAGUUUAUGGACAAUGGCAACUCAGAAGCCGGGCGAAUGGGCCAACACGUUAAUUGCACGAUUCGAAGAGCAGUUACCUUGCCGUACUGGACCGCAAACUACCCAUUCUCGUAUAAAUGAAGACCAGAACAAAAAUUGUCUCAUACAAAUAUCUCGGUAUAGAUUUGCUUUAGUUUUAGAUGGAUUUGUCAAAGUUUUAAAACGAAUUCAUGAAUUGGUAUGUGAAAACAUUGAGGAGAGAUGUAAAUGUGAAAUGUUUCAGUACCAGCAAGGGUCGUGCGGACCACAGCGACAGCACAGUCCCGAAAUGGAAAAGAAUUAUUACGAUAGUAUCAUUAUUGUUUUAGAAACGUUAGAAAAAUGUUUUAGUAUACAGCCGAAAGAUUCAAUUACUUUAACCAUGGAAGAAAAUCAAAAUUUAAAAUCUCUACUGAAGGAAAUAUGCGCCUUUUUAGAUAUGCCUGCUGAGAAUCCCCACAGUCACUCAAUAAAAUUAUUAGCCAGCAAAGUACUGUUUGCCUUAAGUAUUAAUUUUUUUAACGUAGUCUUCAGUCGAAUUUCUUCAAAACUCCAAGAACUGGCAUCGUGUCCGGAUGAAAAUCCGGAUUACAGCGAUAUUGAGUUAAUUCAACAUAUUAACGUGGAUAUUUCGCGGUUGACCAGGCUACUAACAGAAGCUAUACAAAAGUUUAGGUUAUUGAAGAAAUCUGCUCAUUUAGUACUCAUGAAUUCUUUGGAAAAAGCAAUAUGGAACUGGAUGGACACAUAUCCUUACGAAUUUGCCGAACUGCAGAAGAACCCCAAUGAGGAGCUGUCGAAAUGUUGCGAACAGUUGUUCGAUAUUUUGGAUACGUUUGCGGACAAUAAAAAGGGAAGGGCAGCUGUGUGGCCGUUGCAAAUUAUGUUGCUCAUAUUAUCCCCCAAAGUUUUGGAAGAAAUUGUGAACGCAGAUAGUGGCGCCCCCUGUUCGCCAAGACACAGCAAGAAGAAGCAGUUCAUCGAUGCCGUUAAACGAUGCAUUAAUCCUCACGGAAAUUCGAGUAAACAGCUCACCGAAUCGGCGGCUGUAACCUGCGUGAAAUUAUGCAAAGCGUCAACGUACAUUAAUAUACUCGAUUCAAACAAUGUAGCCUUUACUCUCGUACAAAGUGUUCUUAAUGAUUUAAAGUCUCUACUGUUUAACCCUAGUAAACCGUUUUCUCGGGGACAAAACUAUUUAUAUCUAGACAUGGAUCUUAUGAUAGACUGUUUCGUUUCAUGUUUUCGGAUUAAACCGCAUAAUAACGUAGCCUUAAAAAUUUGUCUUAAUUUAACAUCCCCUUCUAUAUACCAUUUUGUGUUGGUGCGAUCGUUGUAUAGAGUUAUUACUCAACCGCGUUUGCAGUGGUGGCCCCAAAUCGAUUUGGUAUAUAGCAGAUCUUCCGAACUAAGAGCAAUGUUUACGGACACCUUAAAUAAAGUGGCCCAAGGAUGCAUUGCGCAUACGCCCUUACGAAUGAUUCAAUCUUUAACGUUGAAGGGUAAAGAUUCACAGGCCAAGUUCAAAGAUCGCGCAGAGGAGGUACCCGGUAACCGAAACUUAUUAUUAUACAUGGUUCGCCUUAUACACGCCGAUCCCAUGCUUAUGUUGAACAAUCAAGGGAAAGCGGGUCACGAGAUACAAAGUUCCACAUUGGAAUUAAUCAACGGUUUGGUUUCGUUAGUUCACCAGCCAAACAUGCUAGAUGUCGCUCAGGAAGCAAUGGAGGCGUUACUGGUACUCCAUCACCCUGAAAAAAUCGAAGUGUGGAAUCCGGAAGCGCCGAUUAAUACAUUUUGGGAUGUUAGUUCUCAAGUUUUAUUCUCCAUAUCGCAGAAAUUAAUUCAACACCAAAUAGUUAAUUAUACAGAUAUUCUAAAAUGGUUGCGAGAAAUUUUAGUGUGCCGUAAUGCGUUUUUAUCGAAGCACAAAGAGUAUGCGAACUUAGGUAGUCAAAUAGCAAUAUGCAAACAAGCUCAUAUUAAAUUAGAAGUAGUCUUUUUUAUGUACCUCUGGAGUAUCGAUAUGGAUGCAGUUCUUACAGCAAUGAGUUGCUUUUCGCUGUUAUGCCAGGAAGCGGAAAUUCGUUGCGGUUCAGAUGAAGUAACUGUUACAUAUUUGGUUCCUAAUUACCAUGUUUAUCAAGACUUAGCCCAAGCCUCUACUGUUCUUACAACCGCUAGCGGAGAAUCUCGAUUGAGUUUCCCAGAUCAUGCAAAUGGUAGGGCGGCGCUACAAAAACGAAUUAUGGUUUUACUACGCAAGAUUGAGCAUUGUGUUAAUGGUGUACAACCAGCCUGGGAAGAAACGUUUAUGAACUGGAAUUCGGUUUGGAAAAACCUGGCGUCUUACCCGAAAGCGAAAGCGGAGGAUGGUCAAACGGAACCGCUUUAUAGGUCUAUGGGAAAGCGGCGAGCAUCACAUCAAAAUUCAGAGCACGAACUAGAUGAUCAAAUAAAUGAGUGGGCGAAUAUGACAGGUUUUUUGUGUGCAUUGGGUGGUGUUUGUUUACAGAGAAAAUCUCCUUCUAGACCUACUUUAUCGGCGUCUUCGCAUUCUAGCUUAUCUUCCGCUACGAUUAGCUCAGUUAGCUCCAGUUUUACGGAAAGUCGGAAAUCGAGCGUUUUGACAAGUGGUAGUCAAGAGCAACGUCAAUAUUGCCCAGUGACACAGUUUGUCGAUUUACUGCUUCGAUUAUUGGUGUGUAAUAACGAGAAGUUUGGGGCGCAAAUUCAAAAGCACGUGAAGGAGUUAGUUGGCCAUGAAAUGUCAUCCGCAUUAUACCCGAUACUGUUUGAACAAAUUAAAACGAUUGUUGACAAAUUUUUUGAUUUGCACGGACAGGUCGUCGUAUCAGAUUUGAACACGCAAUUCAUCGAACAUAUCAUUUUUAUUAUGAAAAAUAUUUUAGACAGUGGAAAAAGUGAUCAGCCAUCUGAACAUUUAGGUGUCACGAGUAUUGAAGGAAUGAUGUUGGGUGUUGUCAGAUAUGUUCGUCAUCUCGACAUGACAGUACACGCUAUACACAUUAAGACAAAACUGUGCCAAUUGGUCGAAGUGAUGAUGAAACGACGAGAUGAUCUGGCAUUUCGGCAAGAAAUGAAGUUUCGCAAUAAACUGGUCGAGUAUCUUACCGAUUGGGUAUUGGGGACUUCUCAUCAAAUAGCGCCACCUAGUUCUGGCGACGUCACGAUUAUUACCAGAGAUUUGGAUCAAGCGUGCAUGGAAGCGGUGGCAGCUCUACUACAUGGUCUUCCCUUACAGCCUGAAGAGUCAGAUCGUGGUGAUCUCAUGGAAGCAAAAAGUCAGUUGUUUUUGAAGUACUUCACGCUGUUUAUGAAUUUGCUGAACGACUGUAAUGACGCGUCGGAGGUGGAGAAGGAGGUGUCGAGGCAAAGGUUGGCCGCUGGAAAGUUGAACACUUUGAGAAAUGCUACAAUUCAAGCAAUGUCCAAUUUACUUUCAGCCAAUAUUGACAGCGGAUUAAUGCAUUCUAUAGAUCUUGGGUACAAUAGAGAUUUACAAACGAGAGCAGCUUUUAUGGAAGUUUUAACCAAAAUUCUACAACAAGGAACGGAAUUCGAUACGUUGGCCGAAACCGUACUAGUGGACCGUUUUGAACAGCUCGUGCAAUUAGUAACGAUGAUUAGCGAUAAAGGUGAACUGCCAAUAGCGAUGGCCUUGGCGAAUGUCGUAACGACAUGUCAAAUGGACGAAUUGGCGCGCGUCUUUGUGACAUUAUUCGACGCUAAACAUCUGCUCUCUCCUUUGUUGUGGAACAUGUUUUACAGAGAAGUUGAAGUGUCGGACUGCAUGCAAACGCUAUUCCGUGGGAAUUCUCUAGGCAGUAAAAUCAUGGCAUUCUGUUUUAAAAUUUACGGAGCCAGUUACCUGCAAAUGCUUUUGGAGCCGCUUAUCAAACCACUAUUGGACGAUCCAAAUUGCAGCUUUGAAGUGGAUCCUGCAAGGAUUGAGACGAACGAGGAUAUUGAGGAAAAUAGGCAGAAUCUUGUUGCGUUAACGCAAAAAGUGUUUGACGCCAUUGUCAAUUCCGCGGAGACCUUUCCCGCCCAACUGAGAUCCAUGUGUCACUGCCUAUACCAAGUGCUUAGUAAACGAUUUCCUCAGUUUCCGCAAAAUAAUAUCGGUGCUGUGGGGACUGUAAUAUUUCUAAGAUUCAUUAAUCCGGCAAUAGUAUCGCCGCAAGAAAUGGGAAUUGUCACCAAACAGGUUCCGUUGUCGGUAAAAAGAGGUUUAAUGUUAAUGUCGAAAAUUUUACAAAAUAUUGCAAAUCACGUCGAGUUUAGUAAGGAACAGCAUAUGUUGCCCUUCAACGAUUUUCUCAGGGCGCAUUUUGAAAUUGGUAGAAGAUUUUUUAUUCAAAUUGCAUCAGACUGUGAAACAGUAGAUCAAACGUCUCAUUCGAUGUCGUUUAUUAGUGACGCUAAUGUGUUGGCCCUGCACAGAUUAUUAUGGAACCAUCAAGAGCGGAUAGGCGAUUACUUGUCAAGCAGUCGUGACCAUAAGGCUGUGGGACGGAGACCUUUUGACAAGAUGGUAACGUUACUAGCAUAUUUGGGCCCUCCUGAACACAAACCGGUAGACUCGCAUAUCUUAUUUUCGUCAUACGCCCGAUGGAGUUCAAUAGAUAUGUCAUCGUCCAACUUCGAAGAGAUAAUGAAGAAGCACAACAUGCACGAAAAGGAAGAAUUCAAAUCUUUAAAAGCCUUAAAUAUAUUUUACCAGGCUGGUACUAGUAAAGCUGGUUUUCCGGUUUUUUAUUAUAUCGCCCGCAGAUAUAAGCUAGGGGAAACCAAUGGAGAUUUACUUAUCUAUCAUGUCUUGCUUACGGUCAAACCCUUUUGUCACGCUCCAUUUGAGCUAGUAAUCGAUUUUACGCAUACCAGCUCUGAAAAUCGAUUCAGGACCGAGUUCCUGAACAAAUGGUUUUACGUAUUACCGGAAGUCGCGUACGAAAACAUACACGCCACUUACGUUUACAACUGUAGCAGUUGGGUACGGGAAUAUACGAAAUAUCAUGAUCGGCUGCUUGCUCCUCUAAAGGGCAUCAGGAAAUUGAUUUUCAUCGAUUCGGCCGCAAAAUUGAACGACGUUAUUGAUAUUGAUCAACAGAAACUUCCUGGUGCUACGUUAAGUUUGGAUGAGGAUUUGAAAGUGUUUAAUAACGCGCUAAAGUUGUCACACAAAGACACUAAGGUUGCAAUUAAAGUAGGACCAACCGCUAUACAGAUAACUUCGUCUGAAAAAACAAAAGUGCUCUCACAUUCUGUACUAUUAAAUGAUGUUUACUAUGCUUCCGAAAUUGAAGAGGUAUGUCUAGUGGAUGACAAUCAGUUUACACUCACAAUCGCAAACGAAAGUGGACCACUUAGUUUUAUACACAACGACUGUGAUGCAAUAGUGCAGGCAAUAAUUCAUAUAAGAAACCGGUGGGAGCUGAGCCAACCGGUAAGUCGUAUAUAUAUUGCAUUUGGAGGCUGCAAUAAUUUCUUUCAGGAUUCCGUAACAGUUCACCAGAAAAUAAGACCGAAAGAUGUUCCAGGAACUUUACUAAAUAUGGCGCUACUUAAUCUAGGUUCGUCUGAUCCAAAUCUUCGUACCGCUGCAUAUAAUCAACUUUGUGCAUUGACUGCCACAUUCGAUCUAAAAAUUGAAGGUCAACUAUUGGAAACCUCAGGUUUAUGUAUACCAUCCAACAACACAAUAUUCAUUAAGUCGAUAUCCGAAAAGUUGGCUACAAACGAACCCCAUCUCACUUUGGAAUUCUUAGAGGAGUGCAUACAGGGUUUUCGAGUCUCUAGUAUUGAGUUGAAGCAUUUAUGCUUAGAAUACAUGACACCGUGGCUGGGGAAUUUAGUUCGGUUUGUAAAACCAUCCGAUGAAAGCAAAAGACACAAGCAAGUGUCCCAAAUUUUAGAAAAGCUUAUUUUGCUAACGAUCGAAGAAGUGGAAAUGUAUCCUUCUAUUCAAGCCAAAAUUUGGGGCUCAAUCGGACAGGUUCCCGAGCUAAUAGAUAUGGUGUUGGAUAACUUCAUACACAAAUCGGUUUCAGCUGGUCUGGGUUCUUCGAUGGUGGAAAUAAUGGCGGAUACUGCUGUGGCAUUGGCCUCCGCGAAUGUACAGCUAGUUGCCAAAAAGGUUAUUGGUCGACUUUGUAAGGUUGUGGACAAAACUUGUCAAUCACCCACCCCGCUUCUUGAACAACACAUGAUGUGGGAUGACAUCGCAAUUUUAGCAAGAUACCUUCUUAUGUUAUCAUUUAAUAAUUGUUUGGAUGUCGUCCGACAUCUACCCUAUCUGUUUCAUACAGUUACAUUCCUCGUUUGCUCGGGCUCACUUAGUAUGCGUGCUUCCACUCACGGAUUAGUCAUAAAUAUCAUUCAUUCCCUAUGUACGUGCACCAAACCGUCAUUUUCAGAAGAAAUUCAGAGGAUAUUACGCUUAUCUUUGGACGAGUUUUCGCUUCCUAAGUUUUAUUUAUUAUUCGGCAUAAGUAAAGUAAAAUCAGCUGCCGUUACCGCAUUUCGUUCAAGUUAUCGCCAUCCCAAUGAACGAUGGCUGAGUACGGAGAGAAGCUUUUCUGGACCUACUUCGGACCGAGAAAGAUUAUCUUUGGCAUCUCUUGAAGUUAUCACAGACGCACUGCUGGAAAUUAUGGAAGCUUGCAUGCGCGAUAUACCCGAAUGUGAUUGGUUAAAUAGUUGGACUGCGCUAGCUAAAAGCUUCGCGUUUUGUUUUAAUCCUGCACUGCAACCGAGAGCUCUGAUUGUGUUCGGAUGUAUAAGUAAAAGUAUAUCGGAUCACGAUAUGAAGCAGUUGUUACGAGUGUUGGUGAAAGCUCUUGAGAGUUUUAAUGAUAUUGUCUUGAUUGAAGCGUUAGUGAUGUGUUUGACCAGACUUCAGCCACUGCUAAGGUCGGAAUCGCCAAUUCAUAAAGCUCUUUUUUGGGUUGCCACUUCUGUAUUGCAGUUAGAUGAGGCGUCGCUUUAUGCAGCUGGGUUGGCUCUUUUGGAACAAAAUUUGCACACGCUGGACGCUCAGGGAACUUUUGAUGACAGAACAUUAGAACAAGUGAUGAUGUCUACUCGAGAGCCUUUGGAGUGGCACUUCAAACAGUUGGAUCAUGCCGUAGGAUUGAGUUUCAAGGCGAAUUUCCAUUUCGCUCUUGUUGGCCAUUUGUUAAAAGGUUAUAGACAUCCAUCACCGACUACAAUGUCGAGGACCUCGAGAGUACUAAUAAUGUUGUUGGCGAUCGUGGCAAAGUCACACAAAAGGGACAAGUUUGAAGUAACUCCUGAUAGUGUCGCGUACCUAACAGCUCUAGUUGGAGUAUCGGAAGAAGUAAGAAGCAGGUGCCAUGUUAAACACAGCCUACCUCGUUAUUCAUGUGACUCUAUAACUCCAGAUAAUUUUAUAUCGGAUGGAUUAAACGUUUUAAAACAACACCACUCCACAACAGUCUCAUCAAGCAGUGGAGUAAACAGAAGGCAGAAAUCUUGGGACUUGCUGGAUCAAUCGGCAAUAGCGCAAGCGAAGCAUAAACAGCCACCGCCUCAUCAGGUCGAAAACGCGACAGCUAAUAAGGGCUGGCGAAGCCUAGACUUAACCCAGAGUCCGGGACCUCAGGUUAAUGGCGGCCUGACCCGGCCUCUGUAUCGAACUCAGCGUUCUAGCUCUGUGCCGGUCCAGCAACACACGUCCCCAAAUGUCAUAAACACUGAAGCACAUAGUCCGCCCGUGAUUCCCGCCAAAAAUCGAAGCACGCGAGUAUCGGUUAGCAAUGAGAAUAAUAUACUAUUAGAUCCAGAGGUCCUCACAGAUUUUUCCACGCAAGCUUUAGUUUCUACGGUGAUGGCGACUUUAGUCAAGUACAGUACAGACGAAGGCGAAACUCGAAUUUUGUAUCAAUAUUUAGCGGAAGGAGCGGUAGUAUUUCCUAAAGUAUUUCCUGUUAUAUAUAAUUUAUUGGAUGUUAAAAUUAAUAAUGUUCUCUCAACUUGUCAUGAUCAAAUGAUUUUAAGUGCAGUUAGAAGUAUAGUACAAAAUAUGAUCGCUUGUGAAGACACCAGUCAGCAGCAAUUACAUUACUUACAGAGUUGUGGAUUCGGUGGCCUUUGGAGAUUUGCGGGACCAUUUAACAAGUAUAACAAUACGGCAGAAAGCAGUGAAUUAUUUGUGAAUUGCUUAGAAGCAAUGGUAGAAACGUGCCUUCCCGUCGAAGAAUCCGAAGGAGAGAACGGAGAGAUGCAGCAGUAUUCGUCGAUGUUAAGCGUAAGUUCAAAUAUGAACCUGUCGUCGAGCCUCUCGAGCCUGACGAUGGGUUCGCCGACCGAAAAGGAUCGUUUCGAGACGCGAGACUUGGAGGGAGGUACGGCGACGACGUUAGGCCGGUCUUCGUUUAGUAAGCAGCGAAGCCUAAAAGCGAAACCUCCGUUACAUUCGGACGGAUCACCGAUUCAUAUACCGUAAGAUUAAUAGUUUUCCUUUUUAGAUCUCAUUGUCUUUGCCAAAAUAUGUAUUUUAUAAAUUAAGAAUUUAAAUGUGUAGGUUAAUGGGGGAGAGCACCAGUUGCCGAGAUUGGUAUUAGUGAGUGAUGUGGGGGGAGCAGGAUUGUAAAGGACCACAUUUUUGCAUUACAGGGUACGCAUUUGCAUUUUGGGUCUUUACAAACAUGUUCGAUCUCAUUGUCGGGGAUCACAUUUUUAAAUGUUUCUAAACAUUGAAGACACCAAUUGUACAUUGUCCGCUAAAAAAUGCUUUACUAUUUGUACUGCUCAUUUUUUCGUAUUAUCAGGUAGGGAGAUGUAAAACCAUUCAAUGAAUUAUGCCUUGCAAAUGCCACAACUUCUGUUUUUAAGUGUAAGUCUGGGGUGUGUAUGCGCUAAGUGUUUAUAGUGUGCGAAAGAGUGCAGAGUGUAUGUGUACAUAAAUCCACUAUGAAUAUACAAAGUAUACAUUUAUAAGUUGUGCCAGAUUCCGCAUCAAUUAUUUAGGGCAAGUGAAACAUAUCUGCAUUUUUAAGAACGUUAGGUCUUAAGUCUGAUCACAGUCAUCUGGAGACGUUCUGUCUUACUACAUUUUUAAUUAGGUGAAACUAGUCUUCGACGUGUUCUUUCCAGCCAAAACUGGGAAAUCUCUCAAUGAUAGGAAAAUAUAUAGUUUCACAAAUUGCCAGGAUGUUGCUUUUUCUUGGAACAUCAAAAAAUUUUUGUACAUGGAGCAGGUAUGAGAAAUUGAACUGAGUCUUUUAAAACAGGACUGUUGCCCUAGUCUUGUGCUGAUCUCAAAUUAUGAUUACAAGACUUCUUUCUCUCUUAAAUUCAUCAACAAAAAUCACAAUAUGGUAGGUUUUGGUCCUCAUUUUUUGAUUUUUUAUACGUUUCCCAAUCUGUGCAGUUACUCGUGUGAAUUGAAUUAUUUAUUUGUAUUGCUGACACUUUGGAAACAAUAUCUUGAAAAAUGGCAGCUGUAGAAAAUAACGCUCGUUGCAAGUGAGUCAGCGAGUCAUAUGAGUUAGAUGACUUUUGGAGAAGUGGUUAAGUAAACUAAGCAUAAAACGUUCACAGAUUCUUGCGUAGUGGAACAUAGCACUGCGGCAAUGGUUAAGAUUUCUAAUUGAGAAGGAGGAUCAGCACUAAAAACUGGUCUUGCUCAAAAUGGACUAAGACGUGAUUUUUUACUCUUUCUGAGCUUUUUUAUUAAUUGGCACGAAUUUUUAGAUGGCUGAAAAGUGUUUCCUACUCUUUUUUUUAAAUGAUGAAGAAUAGCUGAUUAUUAAGUUGUCUCGCCAAUAUGGAGCCCAUUAAACACAAGAGAGUCCAUCUUGAAUUUUGUUUAGACACUCAAUCUCAAUAAUCGUAAAUUAGUAAAUAAAACUGCAAACAUCUUCCAUGUAACUAUCUUGAAGAAUAACGGAUAACCAGACAAUUCCACUCUCUGGGACACCCUGUCUGAUUUCCUUGGAAAAAAGAUAAACCUUCUCCGAAAAUACUUUCAUUUUUUAAUUGGAGGAGCCUUUCAAGUUGGCCUAAUGUUUUGCGUAUAAGGUAAGUAAAUUACUAAAGACAAAAUAGAUGCAUGGUUAAGUUUGGUGGUCAUAGCAAUGUACAGGGUGGUCCAAGUUGGAAAUUUCUUAUGGAAACGCCCUUUACUUUAAGAAAAAAGUAGGCUUUAAGGUGUCUGGAGCCCAAUUUUAAAGAGAAAAUCACUGGCGCAAACAGAAUUCAGCUAUCUGUGAUCGUUUGGUCGCUAGGCCGCGUUUCAUGGACCAUCCUAUUGGAGUUUUUGAAAAGGGCGCAAAAUUUCCUAAAUUUGGAUGUAUCACUCAUUAUAUUUAUAUUAAAUAUUAUUUCUAAUAUUGCAUUUUAUACAAUAAAAUAUUUUUAUUGCAGGCAUCUGGGUUUUCAUGGCGAACAAAAGAUAGCAGGAUUGUUUAAAACGACAAUUUCUUGAUUACCUGCAUUAUUUAUUUAUAUAUUAUAUUAUUUAUUUGUUUUAUUCACAUGAGUUUUCACACCCUUUGUGUUUUGUGUGUUAUGUUUUAAAAAUAUUUGGAACGAAUAAAAAUUACCAAAUAACCAAGAAAUUAUCAUUUUAAACAAAAUCAAUGUUGCAAAGAAUAUUUAAUAUAAAUAUAACAGUACAAACUACUACAUCAACAUUUAGGAAAUUUUACGCUCUUUUCAAAAAGUCUAUAUGAAAAUAUGUAGUUUAGGGUCGUAUAUGAGAAACCAAACACCUUGUAUAAAAACUGUGAAUCGCGAUGGAUUCUACAUAAAAAAGUGCUCUAAGAAAGAUUUUGCCAAACUCAAUUAUCUUUAAUAAUAAGAAAGUUAUCGGGCAUUAAAGAAAUCGACCAAAUUUGAGAAACGCCCCUUAGCGGCCAAACGAUUAGACAUAGCUGAAUUCUGUUUGCGCCAGUGAUUUUCUCCUUAAGCUCCGGACACCUAGGUCCAUUUUUUAUUUCUUAAAAUAAAGAGCGUUUCCGUAAGAAUAGGUAUCCAACUUGGACCACCCUGUACACAUACAAAGUAUCCCGUACAAGACCAAUAUUAAAUAAAGUUUGUGUAAGUAAUUAUGGUAAAAAAAGUAAGAAAUACAUGAUAAAUGAAAAAGUUGCAAGGGUAGGAUAGUCAGCAUGAUUGGUUCUGAUGCCAUACAGAAGUUUUAUGCUGCUGCAAACACGUUUUGUAUUUAAAGAUUCCAAAGAAAACCGCUGAAGCAACAAUUCUUGAGAGUGUCCUAUCGUGAGUAAUACAUCAAACACACAUUAUUUUACCGUUUUUUGCUUACUUUUUCUUACAGACUCUAGAAACUGUAAACCAAGGUCAUUUAUGCAGUACCUAAAAGUCUUAUUUGACAACCCAAUACUAUUGUAGUAAAUGUAUGGGUUGAAAGGUAACUCUGUAUCUUACUUUAAACAGUUAUUGAGACAGAUUGUCGGUUUUACUUGUUAGUUUGCUAGCAGCGAUCUACUUUUUAUGCUUAGGAUACAUAACCAUUGUGUUUUAGAAGAAGGUAUACGAUUGUGUCCGAGUGUCCGCAGCAAUUGCUUCUAUGUAAAUAUUUUAUGUUGUGUUCCUUUAUAUUUGCCACGCCUUUGCCUACUGUGCGCAUAUCUUGCCAAUUACACCUUCGGGAGUUAGCUAGUGGUAACCACAAUUUUUGCUGCAUAUGACCUUCCAUUAUGUCCAUUCUACCCAUCUGUUGUGCAGGUAACAGUAGCAUAUUUUCUUGCUUUUAUUGUCCUGUCGAAAACAUGGCCAAUAGUGUCUAGCAUUUAGAAAUUAUAAUAUUAAUCUGUGAUGGCCUUUCUUUAAAGUACAAUUUUAUGACUAAAGAUGCCGUUAUUAAUUAUUAAGUUUUGUGUAUUAAAAUGUUUCUCUAAAGAUGAAGGUGCUAUUUUCUAUGAAUUCUGCUACUAAUGUUGUACAUAGUAAUAGUAAUUUAUUCUUCUUGAAAUUUUGUUAGCGUUAUCUUUUUAUAGUCAAAUAUUACAUUAUAUCUCUGGUCUACUUUUGCUCAAAAAUAAACAAAUAUUGCAAGAUGUUAACACCACAACGAAAAAACAAUGCACCAAGUUUACCUUUUGUUAGUCGUAUCUGUACUAGCCCAUCGGAAUACGUCUUAUUACGGGCAGCAACUUACAAAAGUUUAAGUAAGAAACAUAUACCUCACAAGAAGGAACACCGAAACUACGUUGCUACAUUCCACUACACAGCAAUAUUUAACCAGAGCUCAGGUUUGAAACAACUUCACAAGUCGCGGCUGAUGUAUGCAAUAUAUUACAGAAUUCUUCAAGCUUAUACUAGCAGUCAAAAUUCCUUCAGUAUUCUGAUUUAAAGUGGGCUGUACUAUGAGGGAAGGGUCUGUAUGGUGCAUACUCACUUCGUUCAAAUCUAGUUGCCUGGUUUUCGUGGGCCAAAAAGGGUUUAAUUUAUAGGAAUGUACCAAAGCUGUGUUUGCCAAUUUGGCCUUUGUUGCUAUCAUCAAAAUAAGGUGUAAGCUCUGCAAAUGCAUUUAAAAACUGCUUCGUGCGCAACAGCCAGAUAUAGUGCGUUUAAUUCUAAAGCUCUUUACGCUUUAUAUAUAAUGUAUGUAAAACAGCGAUAUUGCUAUCUGCUAUUUGUUUAUUAGUAGCAAGCCUUCUUAAUGAAAUUCUACAUAAGUGUAACAUUGUAUAUCGUCUUAGUUUACAUUAAUUAAUGUUAGAAUUAUGAUUGUAUAUAACAUGGUAAGAGAUUCCAUAGAGAAAUUGUACUAUAUUAAUUAAGCAAUAUUCAAAUUUAAAUUAGUUGCACAAAUUAUGAAUGUUACAAGGCUGGAUUUUAACAAAAUAAUUACUUACAGGCAUUCUCAAAUGGGUGAAAUUGUUGUUAGAAUACAUGUGCCUAUAACUUUCCUUUAAAUGCAGUACAGUUGGUUUACACCGGCAAAUUGUUUUCUAAAGUCCCAUUUGAGAAUGUAUUUAUUACGUAGUGUAUAUUUUCCUUAAUUUGGUUUUAUGUGUAAAUUCUGUUACUUCACUUGCCAGUAACAGCGACUGUAAUUGACCGUACAAUUUUACUAUAUUAAAACAACUGAAUCGAA
Photinus pyralis (common eastern firefly) is the source of this 13223-nucleotide messenger RNA. Its product is annotated as neurofibromin. The record is from RefSeq and is a predicted model, not a curated record. The coding region runs from base 108 to 8603 and encodes 2831 amino acids. NCBI's taxonomy places the organism in Eukaryota, Metazoa, Arthropoda, Insecta, Coleoptera, Lampyridae. The transcript is spliced from 29 exons. Gene Ontology annotation, biological process: regulation of GTPase activity.